AUGGAGCGACAACCCGUUAAAGUUGAUCCGAUUUCGGUUGGGGAAAAAUCGGAUCUCGAAGCUAUGGCUCAUUUAGCAGCGCAGGUUUAUGAAAUUUCAGACUAUGAAAUAAAAAGGAAAUUUAGGUUGGUGAUGGCAGAUUGUUCAAAAUGGAGGUCGAUUACGCCAAGCAAGUCGACGAGGCGAUUUUGAAAGCGGACGCGAUUGCUAAGGUUCCUUAAUUCUAAAAUUCGAGUUAUUCCGUUUUAUGCACAGAAAGGAGACGUUUUGGGUGCGGUGGAAUCGCUCAAUCAGAUUGAGAAACUUUCAAGACUCGGCACUGACAUGAGGAGCAACACUCGCGUUGUACAACACAUGGUUGGAAAAAAAUUCAGUUUUUCAAGUUGCUGACACUUUGAAUUCAGGUGAAGCUUUGUUUUGAAGGCGGCAAGUGGGAUUUACUGAAUGAGACGGUUUUGACUCUUUCUAAAAAGCGUCUUUUGAUAAAAGUAGCUAUCGCGAGAAUGGUGACAAAUCUCUCUUGGCUUGGAUCAUGUCUCGUUCCUAGGUUCGAGAUUGUGUGGCCAUGAUUGAAAAGCUUCCUACCGAAGAAACUAAAAUGAAGCUCAUUGAGACGCUUCGCGCUGUGACCGCGGGAAAGGUUAGUAUGCCCAGUUUUCAGGGAAAUUUUUUUUUAAAGAUAUACGUAGAAGUGGAACGAGCUCGUUUGACUUCGAUGGUUGUAAAGAAAAUGGAGAAAGAAGGAAAAUUGGAAGAGGCGGCCACUAUGUUGCUCGAGCUUCAAGUGGAAACUUACGGUUCCAUGGAGAUCCAAGAGAAGGUGGAAAUUGGCCAUCGCAUUAUUUCAAAAUUUUUUAAAGGUUGAAUACUUGCUCGAGCAAAUCCGCUUUUUCUCUUGCCCGCUCUGACUUCAUUCGUGCCACCAUCAUUUCGAAAAAAAUUAAUAUCAAGUUUUUUUCAAUUCAGAUAAAGAUGCGGUAGUUUUAUUGUAAGCUAUCGCGUCAAUUUUACUAAAUUUAGGUUCAAGAUUUGAAGCUAAAAUACUACGAUCAAAUGGUGAAGAUCGGACUUCAUGACGAGAAUUAUUUGGAUAUCUGUCGAUAUUAUCGGUUUUUAUUAUUAAUUAUAACUAAAUUUCAUUUUUCAUUCAAGUGCUAUUUACGAAACCCCGAAGGUGAAAAGCGACUCAGCGAAAGCCAAAGCAACACUUCGAAAUGCUGUUGUUUUCUGUCUUCUUGCGCCUCAUUCAAACGAACAAUGGGACCUUCUCAAUCGGAUAGCUGUUCAACGGGAAUUGGAGCUCGUGCCUGAACAUAAAGUUUUUAAAUAAGUUUAUUCUCUGGUUGAAGCGAAAAUUUUAAGGCAAUCGUCGACCUUUUCAUUACUCAAGAACUGAUUUCUUACAAGGGUACGAUCAUCAAGUCUUAUGAAAAACUUUUGCGCCGAGGAACUCCAACAGCGCCUGACACUGGAGUAUGUAAUCUUCCCGAAAUCUUUUUACACAUUUCAUGUAGAUUUUCGAUUCUUCAAAAGAAGGAGAAAAACGAUGGAACGAUUUUCAUCUUCGAGUUGGUGAACAUGUAAGAAGCUUUUUUGUAGUUUGGAAUUUUUUUUACGUUGACUCUGCAGAACAUGAGGAUGAUUUCGAAGUACUACACUCAAAUAACUUUUGAUCGUCUCGCAGAACUCUUGGACUUCCCGAUAGACGUAAGUAUAUUUGAAACUCUUGUUUUUUUUUUUCGACUUUUGGGGGAAAAUUUCCUCGUUAAACUUGAGCACUAAUUUGCUUUUGGUAAUAAAAAAAUUGAAAAAGUUCUCUAUAUUAUUUUUUUCAAAACUUCAAUUUCAAUCUUUUUCUUCAUAAUAUUUUUCAAAUAUGUAUAAAAAAAUUUGAACAUUUAGAUUAAAAAAAUAAAAGUAUUAAUUAAAGCAGAGUUUUUUUAAUUACCAAAAAAACCGGUCGAGAUUUUCAGGAAACUUGGAUCAGGUCCACCGUUACAAUUUUUUAUAGACUUAGAUUUUUUUUUUCGAGAUUUUUCCAUUCGCAAACUUUUUAAAAUUUUCCGUUAGACUUUCAAUCUUUUCUGUUCCGCUCAUAUAUUUUUUCUCAAAAAGUUCAUUAAGGAGAUGGAAUCCUUCGUCUGCAACUUGAUUGUGACUGGUCAAAUUAUUGAUGCCAAGUUGCAUCGUCCUUCUCGCGUUGUUAACCUCAGGGCGCGCAAAGCCAACGUUGAACAACUCGAUAACUGGGCUAGCAAUGUGCACAAGCUCACUGAGACUCUCAACAAGGUUCGUAUAUUGCUCCUUUCUUUUAUUUAGUUUUAUCUAAUUUCACAUCGAGAGAGACAUUAUGAUUGUUUAGGUGUCUCAUUUGAUCUUGAAAGAGCAAAUGGUCCACCGAAACCUCGAAACUUCUCCGACACCUGCUUAA
Caenorhabditis auriculariae is the source of this 2431-nucleotide messenger RNA. Lineage: Eukaryota; Metazoa; Nematoda; Chromadorea; Rhabditida; Rhabditidae. The record is from the annotation of a GenBank genome assembly.